This is a messenger RNA of Helicoverpa armigera (cotton bollworm), 1154 nucleotides long. RefSeq lists its product as uncharacterized. The transcript has 4 exons. The record is from RefSeq and is a predicted model, not a curated record. Bases 94 to 672 code for a protein of 192 amino acids. Lineage: Eukaryota; Metazoa; Arthropoda; Insecta; Lepidoptera; Noctuidae.
GCUUGAACCACCAGUCUUGACAAUAACCCCGUAUCGUGCGCGUGUCAAACGUCCCAUUUCACGUUCCGUUUUAAAAAAAAUACAUAAACAAAGAUGUAUUGCGAUUGGCCGACGUUAGGCAGGUGUUGCUUCUGCAUGCCCUUAAGAAGAGGUGUGAUCACUUUCGGAUAUAUUAACUUAAUUUUCAGUGCAUUCAUGGUGGGGAUCUACAGUUACUCCGUCCACGCAGACUUCGGUUUAUUUGCGAUCUACCACGGGACCAGUGUUGGUGUGUCAAUACCUGAAGAAGUUUGUGUCUUUAUCUACUGCGUGGAAGUUGUGUUCUCUGCCGUCCUGCUGUAUGGAGCUCAUAAGAAACUAAUCCUAUACAUAAAAACGUACUACUACUUCGCUGUGACCACGACGGUAGCGUCUGUGCUCAUCCAGAUAUUGGACUUCGCAGUGUCUGUGUCCAGUAGGAUGGGUUUCUACAUGGUCUUCGAAGUACUGCCUCUCAUGUUCGCUGCUUUAGCCAUCCAAAUCUACCUCAUAAUCUUAAUAAGGAGUUUGCUGAAGAAGAUGGAAGAGUCAGGACCUCAUGGCUACGAGAACCAGCUACAGCAGAUUGUGUACGAAGGCAAGGUGGAAACCAAUGGGGUUUACGACCCCACUGUGGUACCAGUAGAUAUUUAAAAAUAAAGUCAUAGAUUAAAAUAUUAGGGGGUUUUGUGAAACAUUGCUGGGACAUUGUGUAAUGGCGCCAGAGAUUUUGACAUUUACUGGGCCUAAUACUAUAGGGAUCUAAGUUACAUCCAUUCAUCCAUCACAGCCCCUAGGUUGUCCGUCUUCGGACGUAGGCCUCCUCCAAAUCUUCCAAUUUCUGCCUACUUCUUGUACUUCUUUCUAAAUUACAUAGUUCAUCCUUAUUGUACCUACUUUUGCAAAAUACACUAAUUACUUCUUCGAACUUCCCUCUGCCAUUCUCCAAGCAAUGUUUCAUACGAUCUCCCCAAAAAGACCAAAGUCCCGAGUACAAGGUACUAUUUAUACUCUCAAAUCUCGUCCUAGCUGUAGUUAAUUUACGUAAUUUAAUUUGUAAAUAUUUUGUAUAUAGAUUAAGGUAAAUUAUAUAAAAAAAUGUGAUAUACUUACAAUAAAUAAUUAUAUUUUUACUA